Rotaria socialis is the source of this 1431-nucleotide messenger RNA. The record is from the annotation of a GenBank genome assembly. Lineage: Eukaryota; Metazoa; Rotifera; Eurotatoria; Philodinida; Philodinidae.
AUGGCUGUACAUGCUCGCACGCCUUUAUCGAGUAUUUUUCUCAUUCUUGCUCUCUAUUUUUUGCAAGGCAUGAAUCUUGGAAUUACGGGUAGCAUUCCGCUAUUUUUAAUUGCCCAUGGUGCUACAUGGAAAGAUCGAGGUAUAUUCAAUUUCGCUUUUUAUCCAUUCUCAUUGAAACUUAUUUGGGCACCAUUGAUUGAUGCUCUCUAUGUUAAACGCUUUGGUAGAAGAAAAUCGUGGCUCAUUCCUAUUCAAUUCAGCGCGGCUGUGAUUUUACUUUUCCUAUCGUUCUAUGUGGAAUCGUUUGUUGAAAAUCUUCGUGUUAUAUUACUUGCUGUCAUUUUCUUUGCUAUCGUUGUUCUCACCGCAACCCAAGACAUAUGUGUUGAUGGUUUAGCUAUUUCACUAUUUACUGCAACGAAUCCUCAAUGGGCGUCCACAUCGCAAACCGUAGGACAAACUAUGGGUCGUUUUAUGGGUUCCUCGUUUCUGUUGACAUUUGAAUCGGCAAAUUUCACCAACCGAUUCAUUCGUGAACCACUUUCAAUAACUCCCAAAGAAUCAGGCUUAUUCUCACUUCAACAAUUUGUACGGUUCGCAGCUCUGGCUUUUCUAAUUGUUACCACAUGUCUGAUCUUUUUUUUUCGAGAAAAAGAAAAUUUACCAACUGCCGACGGUGAAAAAACAGAGAGUCUAUCUUUAACUGAAGCGUAUCUUUCAAUCUUCAAACUUUUCAAAAAGAAGUGUAUUCAACAGUUGACUCUGGUUUCACUUCUUGCCCCUAUGGGAGCGGUUGCUGUUAAUUAUAUGACCUCGUUGGCACUAGUAAAUCAAGGUGUCCCACGAGAAAAUUUAGCUCUUGUCAGCAUACCAGUGACCAUCGUCACAAUUGUAGCUCCUCUAGCUAUUCGCCAUACAGAAUCACCUCUCAGAUGGUUUGCUGGCUCAUAUAUCGCGUACAUUAUGACUGGUAUCCCCGUCGCUGCUUACGUCUAUUAUACUCCUAACAUGAUCUCAACGAGCUACUAUUAUCCAAUACUUAUUCUACUUCUUGCAUUGAACGAAUUUUGUAAUGCAUUAAGAUUCUCUGCUCAAAUCGGAUUCUUUGCUGCAAUCAGUGAACCACGUAUUGGCGGCACUUAUAUGACACUACUCGUUACUUUACACAAUGCAGGAUUCGCGAUUCAUUCAACAAUCGUUCUUUAUGUAGCAAACUGGUUGCCAAAGAAUUAUGACUUUGUUAUAGCAACAGGUGCAUGUACCAUUAUUGGCAUUAUCUGGCUUGGAUUUUCGUUUCGAACUUUAAAGUGGUUACAAGAAAUACCCACACAUGAAUGGUAUUUAUUACCAAUACAACACUUAGAUGAUGCAGUGAAGUCGAACGAACAAGGUCCAAACGAUCAUCGAGCAUCAUUGAUGGCGGAUGAAUGA